Messenger RNA from Triplophysa rosa, 4021 nucleotides. RefSeq names its product E3 ubiquitin-protein ligase RNF14-like. Gene Ontology annotation, biological process: ubiquitin-dependent protein catabolic process; protein polyubiquitination; positive regulation of proteasomal ubiquitin-dependent protein catabolic process. Gene Ontology annotation, cellular component: ubiquitin ligase complex; cytoplasm. The record is from RefSeq and is a predicted model, not a curated record. Bases 1870 to 3171 code for a protein of 433 amino acids. The transcript is spliced from 7 exons. NCBI's taxonomy places the organism in Eukaryota, Metazoa, Chordata, Actinopteri, Cypriniformes, Nemacheilidae. Gene Ontology annotation, molecular function: ubiquitin protein ligase activity; ubiquitin conjugating enzyme binding; zinc ion binding.
CUGAGAUUUGGGGGGGGUAUGAUUUCGGCAAGCCUUGCCAAAAUCACACUCCCCUCUUUAUAAUGCUUUAUAAUAAUGAUAGACACAUCCUUAGGCCCUACUCAUUUCAAGUGCUGAGUGCUUGAAGUGAACUCUCUGAAGUGUGAACUGUCUCUCGUGUAUGCAUUUGGAGCUCCAUUCUUCAUGGGUUUCCAUGAAGUUUCGCAUCAGAAACGAGUGAUGGAAACAGCAAAUUUCUAAUUAAAAACCCUUAAUUCGCAAAAAAGUUUUUACGUUCGCUUGAGGUGGUUUUUCUUUUUUGCGAAAAAGGUUCAUGCGAAUAAUGGUAGAUGGAAACGCAUUUACCGAAUAAAUUCCUCCAAAAAGUCACGUAACUGCACUAUGAGACAGCGUAACCUGACUAGCCAGAGUACUGAUCUUGUUACACAGCAUGAGAAAUGUUGUUAUGGUUAUUCUUAAAUGCCUGAGCAAAGUCAUCAAAGUAUUCUGUAAUUACCUCUUAGAACUGUCACGACUGUGUUUCCCAAACAGCAGGCAUCCACAAAAGCACCGCAUUUAUUGUGUUUCGUAAUUGUCGGCUUGCGCAAGUUUUAUUAUACAUGAAAAUUAUUAUAUUCAGUGGCUUCUCUUACUUUUCUUACUGAUAUUUAGUAGCAGUUUAUUAGGAAGUGACGGUUGACUAGUUGGAUGGAAACGGUGCUUAUUCGAAAAAGUUUUAUGCGAUAUUCCAAUUUUGCGCAUAAGCUAAAUUCGCAACUUUGGAUGGAAACCCGGCUAAUGACAGGUGAAAACACGCACGUCCCUUCGCGAGCAUAUCACGCUCUAAUGAAGGGAAACGGGGAGUUACAAAUUGCCCUCAUUGUAAUCCGUCAAAAUGACGGAUGAACGGCCUUCGGAUUUUUCCGUCACUGGUAAAAAAAAUCUGUCAAUGACAGAGAAUUUUCGGUUAACGCGACCUCUGGUACACACAUGUAGGGCCUACAGGAAUAUCUGGACCACGGUCAAUCUGAGUGGGGGUCCGCCCAUCACUAUCUCGGAUUGGUUUAGACCACGAUAUGGGCCUAAUGUGUGUCUGUUGUUGAAUCACAGGGAGACUUUUAGAGUCGCAGAGACUUUUUUUCUCCCUCGAACGGCUGGUCGCACCGGUGCGACCUCAUAUUUUUUUUAGUCGCACCAUUGAGAAAUACGGUCGCACUCUAGAGCCCUGAUGAAGUACCAUGACUUCAAAAGAAUUGUAUUUAGAGUUAGACUUCUGGGAAAUGCUAAUAGAGUUAUUGUAAAGUGCAGUGACACCCCCCUCUGCCUUUUGAAUGAGGUUCAUGUUUAUAAUAAUCUUGGGGGACAGAUUCAUUUAAAGUAAUAUAAUCAUCUGGUUUUAGCCAUGUUUUUGUCAAACAGAGCAUGUCUAUUUUAUGAUCUGUUAUCAUAUCGUUAACAAAAAGUGCUUUAUUAGAGAUUACUUUCUUAAAUGUUGUCUGGGGCAUAUUGACCCCAUAAUGGUUUCAACAAAGCACAUUACCGGUUUACUAAUCCCUUUCUAAAUCUUUUCUGAGGCAGUGUGCACACUGCAUCUAAAUUUGUUUUUCACUUCACCUUUUAGUGAUUAAUCCUUCUGUAUACACACACAGUUAACUAAUUAACGGCAAUGACAAACACAUUCUACUACAUUCUUACACGUUUUGACAUGGGGCUGGUGACAGUGUUGCCAUAUCUUUUGGUAGAAAAAUGGCAAACAAGGAUAAACCCAAAAUAAAUCUAAAAAAAAUGAAACCUUUUAAAAGCUACACACAACUGUCCAUUUAUUAACUCAAUAAAGUAUCUAUUGCUUCAUGUAUUUUACAAUUACAUAUUUGUCUUAGGAAUGCUAAAAUGUCAGACAACCAUGAAGCACAAAAAGAUGAACUGCUGGCUCUAGCAAGCAUAUAUGAUGAAGAGGAGUUUCAAAGGGCAGAAUCAGGACGGGAGGGUGAGAUCCAUCUGUGCCUUGAGCUUCCUUCUGACUUUAAACUGAUAGUCAAGGAGCCAACAUGUGUAGAGUAUGGUAUAUCAUUUCUACCAACUAUUCUGAGUUUUGAUCUACCUGUGGACUACCCUUCAUCAUCAGCUCCAGUCUUUUCUUUAAGCUCCAAAUGGCUCACAGGAGAACGAAUCACCACACUUUGCAAAAGACUAGAUGAACUUUGGGAGGCGAACCGGGGAAAUGUGGUUCUUUUUACCUGGAUCCAGUUCCUAAAAGAAGAGACUCUGGAAUUCUUAGGCAUCCAUUCUCCACUUGAGAUCCAAAGCAUUGCUGGUCAGUCUCAGGGAGAAUCUGGCCAGACGCAAGCAGCAGAAAAAAGUAAACCACAAGAAUUAGACCCAAGAGCUGUUCAAGAAGUCGAACUUCGCACAGACAUACUAAGUCACCUGCUGGAUUUUGAUGAAGCUCAAAAGCAGAAAGUGUUCGAUGGAAAGGUCUUCUGUUGUGGGAUCUGCUUCUCUGAGAAGCUUGGUUCCAGCUGUUUGCUCUUUAAAGAGUGUCAGCAUGUCUACUGCAAGGCCUGCAUGAAGGAAUACUUUGAGAUCCAGAUCAGAGAUGGUAAAGUGCAGUGCCUUGACUGUCCUGAGCCGGAGUGUACGUCCGUAGCCACUCCAGCACAGGUAAAGCUUCUGGUGGGAGAAGAGGAGUUUGCCCGCUACGACCGUCUCCUUCUGCAGUCAAGUUUGGACCGAAUGGAAGAUGUUGUUUACUGUCCCCGCAAAAGUUGUUGCACGCCUGUGAUGCUGGAGCCGAAAACCUCUCUGGCCAUUUGCCCAUCUUGUCGAUACGCUUUCUGUACCAUCUGCAACCGAGGCUAUCAUGCUCUUUCUCAAUGCAUUGCCACUGCUGAAGAAAUUAAGCGUUUACGGGAGGAAUACUUAGCUGCGAGUGAGAUAAGAAAGAAAUCUCUUGAAAAGCGUUUUGGAAAACAUGUCAUCCAGAGAGAGGUGGAGAAUUACUUUAGUACAGAAUGGUUGAAGGAUAACAGUAAGAAAUGUCCAUCCUGUGGCACUCAUGUACAGAAAGACAAAGGCUGUAAUAGAAUGACAUGUACCUCCUGUUGGAAAAAAUUCUGCUGGGUCUGCUGUACUCUUCUCAGCAAUAAUAACCCAUACAACCACUUCUCAGACCGAAAUUCACCAUGUUUAUAACCUAUUGAACUGACAAUAAAUAGAACAGAAGAAAGCUUUUUGAGAAGGUUCCUAAUCUGACAUAAUGGAAGGCUCUCCGAACAUGAUUUAUUCAGUGCACUAAGCAUUUUCUUUACAUUUUUUUAUUUUGUUUUCAAUUAAAAAAUGUAAACAUGUUUAUUUCAUGUUUAUUUUUCAGUUGUUGUUUUCAUUCUGGUUUGGGUGAACAUUUUGAACAAACCUAUUGUCCAAGCAUUAUCGACAAAACAAAACAAAGACUUGGGUCACACAACACAUGUUAAAACUAUAGGAUUGAUAUGAUAAAAUAUUAAAGAUUAUAUAAUUUUUAAUCAAAUUGAUUAUACAUUUUAUACUGAAUAUUUCAUUAAAUAAAUCUCAUAUAUCAAUAUUUGGUGAAAAAAGCUGCUAAAUAAAGGAAAUUUAAAGCCAUCACAUUAACGUGCCAGACAAGUAAAUAAUUAAAUAGACGUAAAAAAGUCUAUUUAUUAGACAGUGUGUUGUUUAUUUCCAUUUAAUUGAAUAUAAGUUCACUGUGAUAGGCCAACACGACAAUCCAUUUAGCAAAUGAGUGAAUCUGUCCAAGGUAGAUGCAUAUGGAUGUCUUUGGCCAUUGCAUUGUGUUUUGAGCAUAUCAUAGUUGACUCAUUACUGCUAGCUUUUGGUAAGUGUGUAAACAAGUGUGCUUUGACUUUAUAAUGAGGUAAAAUUCCUUAGAAUUAGUCAAUUUAUUACUAACAAAUAAUAUAUUUAAUUGACAUAAAAUUUGUUUAUUUAUGUUUGUUUACAAUACAUUAACUUUACUGUUUAUAAUAAAUGAUUUAUAUAGCUAGAAAUGUGAAAAAAAUGUUUU